AUGACUAUUUUGAAUCUAAAGAUAUACAAAUCUAAAAUAUCUAAACUCUUUUUCAUUUAUACCCAAAAGUUUCAUAGUUCCAAUCAGCUUAAUUCAAAUUCCUCAUCAAAAAGAUGGAUUCAAAGACAAAAAAAUGACUAUUUUACGCGCGAAGCACGUGUAUUGCAAUACAAAUCAAGAGCAGCAUUCAAAUUACUAGAAAUAAAUGAAAAAUAUAAAAUUUUUAAACCAGGAAAUACAGUAAUUGAUCUAGGAUUUUCUCCAGGAUCAUGGUCCCAAGUUGCAGUUGAAAAAGUAGGAUCUAAAGGCCGUGUUCUAGGAUUAGAUAUCAUCCCUUCACAACCACCAGCUGGUGCAUCUUCUAUGCAAGGGAACUUUCUUUCAAAAGCAACCCAAAGAGCCAUUAUAAUGUAUCUUUCCGAUCCAAAUCGUGGCCGUCAAAGUGCUAUUUCUUCUCUUAGUUCAGAAAAUGGAGAAAAAUUAUCAUAUAUAGAUUUAGAAAAACGUCUAGAACAAAACAAUACUAAAUGUUACAACAGUAAAGUAGCAGAUGUUAUUUUAAGUGAUAUGUUAGCACCUUUGCCACAAAUUGAUGGCUUUUAUAAACGAAGUCUGAGUGACCCUUAUCAUAGGUUAGCAAAUGUUUCUGGAAUUAGUGUAAAAGAUCACGGAGCAAGCAUGGAUCUUUGCGAUUCAGCAUUAUUAUUCUGUAUAGAUGCAUUACACGUUGGAGGAAAUUUUAUAUGUAAAUUUUAUUCAGGCAUAGAAGAUAAAAUAUUAUUAAAGAAAAUGCAAAAAGUAUUUCAAGAAGUUAAAAGAGAAAAACCAUGUGCAUCUCAUAGUGAAUCUCGAGAAUCAUACUUUAUUGGACUAAAAAUGCGUGCAUCGAUUAAUAAAAAAGAUAUUGAAAAUAUGUAAGUUUAUUGUUAUUCUUAUUUAUAUCACC
This is a messenger RNA of Pneumocystis murina B123, 946 nucleotides long. RefSeq lists its product as hypothetical. NCBI's taxonomy places the organism in Eukaryota, Fungi, Ascomycota, Pneumocystomycetes, Pneumocystales, Pneumocystaceae. Gene Ontology annotation, biological process: RNA methylation. Bases 1 to 918 code for a protein of 305 amino acids. Gene Ontology annotation, molecular function: rRNA (uridine-2'-O-ribose)-methyltransferase activity. The transcript has 4 exons. The record is from RefSeq and is a predicted model, not a curated record. Gene Ontology annotation, cellular component: mitochondrion.